Molecule: messenger RNA, 2541 nt
Organism: Erythranthe guttata (spotted monkey flower)
Lineage: Eukaryota; Viridiplantae; Streptophyta; Magnoliopsida; Lamiales; Phrymaceae
Product: ABC transporter G family member 1-like
Biological process (GO): transmembrane transport
Cellular component (GO): membrane
Molecular function (GO): ATP binding; ATP hydrolysis activity; ABC-type transporter activity
Source: RefSeq, a predicted model, not a curated record
UGAAGAUACAGUUGAACAAUAAAUACAUCGAUCUGUGUGUAAUCAUAUUUCGGAUAUUAUUCAGCCAUGUCGAGGGUGGAAGGUGGCAGUAAUGCGUCAUCAUCUCCGCCGGUACGAGACAGCGUUCCGUUCUACGAUCGGAGAGACGUGGCGGCGGUGGAGAUGCUGAGCGGCGGCGGCGGGAACCAUUUUUCAGCGACGCUUGGGCAGCUUCUGAAACGCGUUGGAGAUGUGAGGAAGGAGGUCACCGGAGACGAGACUCCGGUGCAUCAGGUGCUGGACGUGAACGACGGCGGCGGCGGAAUCGGGAGCAUGUCGCAGUCUCUCCCUUUUGUUCUGUCGUUCAGUAACAUCACCUACAGCAUCAAAGUCCGCCGGAAAGUUACUCCCCAGAGCCUGUUCCGCCGCCGCCCUACGGCGGCGGACCCAGUCUCCGGCGAAACGCUGUUUUCGGCGACGAAGACGAUCCUGAACGAUAUCUCCGGCGAGGCGCGCGACGGCGAGAUCAUGGCGGUUAUGGGAGCCUCCGGCUCGGGGAAGUCGACGCUGAUCGACGCGCUGGCGAACCGGAUGGCUAAGGGAAGCUUAAAAGGCGGCGUCACACUGAACGGCGAGCAGCUGGAAUCCAGGUUGCUGAAGGUGAUCUCCGCCUACGUAAUGCAGGACGAUCUCCUCUUCCCCAUGCUCACCGUCGAAGAAACCCUAAUGUUCGCGGCGGAGUUCCGCCUCCCUAGAACCCUAUCCAAGUCCAAGAAGAAGCUCCGCGUCCAAGCCCUCAUCGACCAGCUGGGCCUCCGAAACGCCGCCAACACCGUCAUCGGCGACGAGGGCCACCGCGGUGUCUCCGGCGGAGAGCGGCGGCGCGUGUCCAUCGGAACCGACAUAAUCCACGACCCGAUCCUACUCUUCCUCGACGAACCGACCUCCGGCCUCGACUCCACCAGCGCGUACAUGGUGGUGAAGGUUCUGCAGAGAAUCGCGCAGAGCGGAAGCAUCGUCAUCAUGUCGAUCCACCAGCCGAGUUACCGGAUACUCGGGUUACUGGACCGGAUGAUAUUUCUGUCACGUGGCCAGACGGUUUACAGUGGGCCCCCCUCGAACCUGCCCGUUUAUUUCUCCGACUUCGGCCACCCGAUCCCGGACAACGAGAACAAAACCGAGUUCGCUCUCGAUUUGAUUCGCGAACUCGAAGGCUCACCCGGCGGAACUAAAACCCUCGUCGAAUUCAACAAAUCAUGGCAGCAGUCAUUAUAUAAUACUUACUACUACAACCCGACGACGACAAAUAACUCCGACCAAUCAGCGACGAACACGUCAAAUCUGUCGCUAAAAGAAGCCAUAAGCGCCAGCAUUUCGAGAGGGAAGCUAGUCUCCGGCGCGACGACAAACAGCACCGCCGUCAAUAGGCUAGUCCCCACAUUCGCAAACCCUUCGUGGAUCGAAAUGGCCGUACUUUCGAAAAGAUCCUUCACAAACUCAAGGCGGAUGCCGGAGCUAUUCGGCGUCCGCCUCGGCGCAGUCAUGGUGACAGGCUUCAUCCUGGCCACCAUGUUCUGGCGGCUCGACAACUCCCCACGAGGUGUCCAGGAGCGGUUAGGGUUCUUCGCAUUCGCCAUGUCAACAACCUUCUACACGUGCGCCGACGCGCUGCCGGUGUUCCUCCAGGAGAGGUACGUCUUCAUGAGGGAAACCGCGUACAACGCCUACAGAAGAUCCUCCUACGUGGUGUCCCACUCGCUGGUGGCGCUGCCGUCGCUACUUUUUCUCUCUCUAGCUUUCGCCGCCACCACUUUCUGGGCUGUGGGACUCGACGGAGGAUUCUUCUUCUACUUCCUCAUCAUCUUCGCCUCCUUCUGGGCGGGGAGCUCGUUCGUCACGUUCCUCUCCGGGGUGGUGCCGCACGUGAUGCUGGGGUACACGAUCGUGGUGGCGAUCCUGGCCUACUUUCUGCUCUUCAGUGGGUUCUUCAUCAACCGGGACAGGAUUCCGGCGUACUGGAUAUGGUUCCAUUACUUGUCGCUGGUGAAGUACCCGUACGAGGCGGUGCUGCAGAACGAGUUCGAGGAUCCGGUGAAGUGCUUCGUGCGUGGGAUCCAGAUAUUCGACAACACGCCGCUCGGGUCGGUGCCGAACGCGCUGAAGGUGAAGCUUCUCGACGGGAUGAGUAGCUCCUUGGGGUUGAAGAUCACGAGCACCACGUGCGUCACCACCGGAGCGGAUAUACUGCAGCAGCAGGGGAUUACUGACCUCACCAAGUGGAGCUGCUUGUGGGUUACGGUGGCGUGGGGGUUCUUGUUCAGGGUUCUUUUCUACUUGUCUCUUUUGGCCGGCAGCAAGAACAAGAGGAGCUAACCGCCGGCGCCGGCGGGGGUUUAUUGCAGAAACAUUACCACUGUUUUUUUUUUUCUUUUUUUUUUUUUAAGUUGUAUUAUCUGUAUUAUUAAUAUUGAAUUGAAUGGGAUUUUGUUCUUAAUCAUAUAAAUAUAUAUAUAAAUUUUUUUCUUGCCUCAAUAAUCAAUAUAAGUCAAUGUGAAUUUUCAA